AUGCCGCUGAGCUUGCAUCCUCACUUGAAGCGGGGACUGGACUUUGACGCCUUCCAUGUCGACCCCAAAGACCUCAUCGAAGAACUACCGGCGGAGUACGAAGACCCUGCGCAUAGGGCAGCAAAGCGACGCAGAAUCGAGGCGAUUGCAUCCCGAUACCUACGCGGCCGACCGCCCGUCAUAAUCACAGCCGCGCUCAGAGGGCCUUUCGACAAUGGCUGGAAGAACCCGUGGACGAAGCCCAUAGUAGAGAAGCGGAGGGUAUCAGGCAAGAACAAUGCGGUAGCGGGCACAAGUAACGCCAAUAGCAAGAAGGUCGCUGCCGGUCGCAACAACACCACCAAACGUAGGAGCAGCUCAAGGCUGAAUGGAGGCAACGGGAAGGAUGUCGUGGAAGACGUUGCGCCCCAGAUGGCGUCACCAGAAACAUCUAGAGCUGCAAGGGACGACUUAGACCACCGCGAACACGACGAUAGCCUCGACGAAAUCGACGUCCCGCUCGCGACAGCGCCCUUGCCCGACGACAACGAUGACGCAUCUGGUACCGCAGAGCCCUUCAGCACGAACACGAACAAUUGCAUACAAAACCGCUCGCCCAUGACCAACCCCUUCUGGUUGCGCCGCCCUGAGUCUGCAAGAGUCGACAUGCGCAAGGCUGCAAAUCGAAACACCGACACGUCCCCAACGCGGUCCCGGUCGCGAAAUAGCACUUCGCAAACCCAGACCCAAACACUGUCAGAACUACGGCUCAGUCUGCCAAAAGCGCCCAUCCAGGCUCAGAGGUCGGCUCCGGAGACACCAGCACAGGAGGAGUGGAGAUCAAGCGCCUCCGCUUCCAUGGUCAUAUCAUCGCCGGCCAAGGAUGCUGAUACACAUGGUCAGGCUGAGCCUGAACCAACUGCAAGCCCACCACGUUCGCAACGGACUGUACCCAUCAUCACUUCUUCAAUGGGCAGUCAAGGAAGGCCAACAAGACAAGACGUACAACAGUCUGCAGAACGUCUUGGCCGCGAAGCACCUGCAUCGAUAUCAAAAGGACAGCCACGGCGCUCCAGUCGUCGAAAUACGCAGGAUGCGCCCACGCCUACAGAUGCACAACAUGGUCCCGUGACCUCGUCUUUGCCGGCUUCUUCGGCUGGCAAACCCCGUAGAAAGGCCAAGCUGAAGCCGAGAGUAGUGAAUUUCGACUCAUCGCCAGAGAAGAUUCCUUCUGCCAAGAAAUCAUGUGCAGAAGACGUCAUCCACAACGAGGCCGACGAUGAGCUGCAGGUGGAUCCAACAGACGCAGUUGUGGUCGAUGUACAAGCGUCUCCACAAGUCGAAGGAGAUGCCAGUGUGAUCCAGAAUGAAAACUCUGAACUGCGCACGAGUCGGUCUAGUCGAGACUCUGACUGGUCUACACAAGCCGCCAUGAUGCGAGCUCAGCUUGAGUUUCAGCAAAGCACCUUCCCCAUGAUGUCCCCGGAGGUUCUCCAAUUGGACUCGCAAACCUCACUUCUUGAUACACCCCGUCCCAUACUAGCCGCAGCCAGUGCAGCCGUUACACCUCUUUCUGCCUUUACUGUCCAGCGAGACGAGCCACUUGCACCCGAGACUAUUCUCCAAGCUCCACCGAUCAGCACGCAAGACCUCUUCGGUGCAGCGUCUCCGUUCGCAUUUAGUACCGUGAAAAAGAAGCCGGAAGAAACGCAAAGAAGCAACUUGAGGUUCGCUUUCAGCCCUAGUGAUGGGGUGCUGAGAGCUGACGCGGUCGCUAAGAGCCCCACUCCUACUGCUGAGCGGGUCCCGCUGAAGAACAAGGACAACAUCACGUCGUUUUGGAGCUUCACCGCGGACAAAGCUUCCCAAAUAUCUCACGGAUCCUUUGGUGACAGGUCGAAAGGGGUAUUGAAUGAGGUCGGAUUUCCAGCGUUGAACAUCGACACGUCACUUGGCGACUUCGGCCCUACCGGUAGUCUGGAUUUCACAGAUCGCUUUCUUCGCAAUAUAGACGACACUUGA
Alternaria arbusti is the source of this 2001-nucleotide messenger RNA. RefSeq lists its product as uncharacterized. Bases 1 to 2001 code for a protein of 666 amino acids. The transcript has a single exon. Lineage: Eukaryota; Fungi; Ascomycota; Dothideomycetes; Pleosporales; Pleosporaceae. The record is from RefSeq and is a predicted model, not a curated record.